Molecule: messenger RNA, 597 nt
Organism: Nerophis lumbriciformis (worm pipefish)
Lineage: Eukaryota; Metazoa; Chordata; Actinopteri; Syngnathiformes; Syngnathidae
Source: RefSeq, a predicted model, not a curated record
AUGGGUGUGCCUCAUCUACUGACAGUUUUUAUUUUUGCUGCUUGCAAUUACGGGGACAUCAUGAAGGUUGACACAACCGGAGCAUCUCAGAAAACAGCUGCACAAGACAGACUGACAUACGAUGGUGUGCCAGCGUCCAACAAGAUGGCACAAACAGACUUGGACAGUAUGAACAAUUACAAAAGCAUAAUCCAGAAAGUGGGAACGCAAAAGCAAGUUGAUCCUGCCAUCAUCGCUGCCAUCAUUUCCAGAGAGUCCAGGGCUGGAAAGGUAUUGAAGAAUGGCUGGGGAGACAACGGUAACGCCUGGGGACUCAUGCAGGUUGAUACAAGGUAUCAUACUAAACAAGGUGAAUGGAAUAGUGAGGAACACCUCAGCCAAGGGACAGCCAUCUUGACUGAUUUCAUCGGAAAGAUCAAGAACAAAUUCCCAAGCUGGACUGCAGAGCAGCAACUCAAAGGCGGGAUUGCGGCCUACAACAUUGGUCUGGGAGGCGUUCAAACAUAUGAAAGGAUGGACGUGGGCACCACAGGAGAUGACUACUCCAGUGACGUCGUUGCCAGAGCUCAGUGGUACAAAAGCAGUGGAGGGUUUUAG